CGUGAACUGGGUUCUGUAUUGCCACCAGUUUCAGACAACCAUGAGAGGCUGCAACAGGUUCCUCAUUGCAUGUGUGGUAGUGACUAUCAUUCUACAGAUGGUUACUGUCGAAGCAAAGUUGAAAAAGAAAACGUCAAUUUUCGAUAAAAUCAAGGGCUUUUUUAAGUCAAAGAAUGUGAAAAGCCGUAUGGUGAAGUUUUCGGAUAUAUUCAACUUGCCGGAUGACCUAUUCAGGAACGUUGUGUCGAUCUUCUCUGGGUUGACGGCUGCUGAAUCAACAGAUGCACUCCAGGACCUUCAGGGGAUGGACAAGGGUGACAUGACGGCAGACAGUCAGGAGAGAUUCCAAAUGCUCCUGGGGUUAUUACGUAGCAAAAAUGGGUCGCCAGCAACGUCCGGUUCAAGUUUGAUUCUGUUGGUGCCAACCUCCUUCCUCGUGGUCGUCAGCUUACUUGGGAGAAUACUUUAACGAUGUUCCCCAACGAGUUCUUGUCAUACUUAUAAUGCAAUAUGUAAGAUUAAACCUAUUCAGACAUUUAUCGCAACGUUUGUCGGUAACGAUUACAGCUUCUCUGUUGAACUUCCUCAAGUAAUCCAGCGCUCAUGUUCAUGUGUCGAUGUUGUCUUUCAUUUUUAUGAUCAUGUUUCGGAGUCAAAUACAAAA
This is a messenger RNA of Haliotis rufescens (red abalone), 664 nucleotides long. RefSeq lists its product as uncharacterized. The transcript has 3 exons. The record is from RefSeq and is a predicted model, not a curated record. NCBI's taxonomy places the organism in Eukaryota, Metazoa, Mollusca, Gastropoda, Lepetellida, Haliotidae. Bases 41 to 469 code for a protein of 142 amino acids.